Molecule: messenger RNA, 1131 nt
Organism: Cucurbita pepo subsp. pepo (vegetable marrow)
Lineage: Eukaryota; Viridiplantae; Streptophyta; Magnoliopsida; Cucurbitales; Cucurbitaceae
Source: RefSeq, a predicted model, not a curated record
UUAUUGUCUUCAAUUUUAUAGGUUGGCACAGCAGCUUUGGUUACUUUCAAAGAAGGAUCUAUUGGGUCUUUAUUAAUUAGAAUGCCAUGGACGAGUAGAGGCUGUGAGGUAGAAAUCAAUGGUUUGGAGCUUGUGCUUUCACCAUGCUUGAGUAAUGAUCGUAUGGAUUGUUGUGGAACUUCUAGUGGUGGUCAUAAAAACCAUAAUGAGUCGAGAAAGUCAGAGCAUUAUGUUGCAAAAAGUGCUGUAAAAUCUACCUAUGGGGAUAUCCAUGAAGGUGUAAAGACUGUUGCGAAGAUGGUGAAAGGGCUGCUUGCAAGCUUUCACGUGAAGAUAAUAAACUUGAUAGUUGCAUUUGAUUCUUUUUAUGAUGAAAGCAAAAAUAAAACAGGAUUGGAUACCACACUUGUUCUUCGGAUUUCAGAUGUAGAAUGCGGAACUUGUGUUACAGAGGAUGGUAAAUUGGAUAUGGAUGCAGCUGAAAGCUUUCUUGGAAUAAGUCAACUGAGUAAUUUUGUAAAGUUUCAAGGGGCAAUGGUCGAGUUUCUUCACAUGGAUGAUUGUGACAAUCCAAAAUCCAUUUCAUGUAUGUCUGCAGGAACAUCUGCUGAAAUGGCAUUAGACCAUGUGCCAUCAAAUGUUACCAUUCCAGUUCUGACAGGUGGAGUAGGGGGAUUUUCAGGUAACCUGAAAUUAUGUAUACCUUUGAGGGAUGGUUCCUUAGACAUUUAUAGAGUGGAUGGGGAUCUUUUCAUUGAUCCUGUACAGGUAAAACUUCAACCUAGAUCAAUCAAAUGUUUUUUAGUUUUAUCUGAAGCGUAUUGGAAUUCCGACAAGCAUGGUGAUGGACAUGGAUGCAAACAUAAUAAGUUGAAUGAAUCUGGUUACUUUGAUCGGGCAUCUCACGACCAUUCAUUUACGCUAGCUUCUGCUGAAAGGACUCCUGAUGAAACCUCCUCGCCCCAUUGUGGUGGAAUUCUGCCUGGCUCUCAUCUUAUAUCAAAUUGGGUGCCAUCCUCUGUCAAACAUAGAGAGAAAGAAAAAGUUGAAGAAGNAUUUUGUUCUUGCUCUGUUGGAGUUUCGUCAACUACUGGUGAACUACUCAUUGAGUGCCGUCCUGCUAGAGUGUGA